Messenger RNA from Arabidopsis thaliana (thale cress), 2580 nucleotides. It is a transcript of the gene CRK6, whose product is annotated as cysteine-rich RLK (RECEPTOR-like protein kinase) 6. The transcript is spliced from 7 exons. Gene Ontology annotation, biological process: response to oxidative stress. Gene Ontology annotation, cellular component: membrane. NCBI's taxonomy places the organism in Eukaryota, Viridiplantae, Streptophyta, Magnoliopsida, Brassicales, Brassicaceae. Gene Ontology annotation, molecular function: protein kinase activity; protein serine kinase activity; ATP binding. The coding region runs from base 29 to 2053 and encodes 674 amino acids. The record is from RefSeq and is marked reviewed.
GUGAAACUCAAAUCAAGGUACUCAAACAAUGUCUUCUCUUAUAUCUUUCAACUUCCUUUUCCUUUUCUCAUUCCUCACUAGCUCCUUCACAGCUUCUGCUCAAGAUCCUUUUUACUUAAAUCAUUAUUGUCCAAAUACGACAACUUACUCAAGUAACAGCACUUACUCCACCAAUCUCAGAACCCUUUUGUCCUCUCUAUCUUCACGUAACGCCUCUUACUCCACCGGAUUCCAAAACGCCACUGCAGGAAAAGCCCCCGACAGAGUCACCGGACUUUUCCUUUGCCGCGGAGACGUCUCACCGGAAGUUUGCCGUAACUGCGUAGCCUUUUCUGUCAAUCAAACCUUAAAUCUUUGUCCCAAGGUAAGAGAAGCCGUGUUUUACUACGAGCAAUGUAUACUCAGAUAUUCUCACAAGAAUAUUCUAUCGACGGCCAUUACAAACGAAGGAGAAUUUAUCUUGAGUAACACCAACACUAUUUCUCCUAAUCAAAAACAAAUAGACGGGUUCACAAGUUUUGUUUCCUCCACGAUGAGUGAAGCUGCCGGUAAAGCAGCCAACAGUUCUAGAAAAUUAUAUACGGUGAAUACCGAAUUGACCGCAUACCAGAAUUUGUACGGGCUGCUUCAGUGCACUCCUGAUCUUACAAGAGCAGACUGCUUGAGUUGUUUGCAAAGUUCCAUCAAUGGAAUGGCUCUUUCCAGAAUAGGAGCAAGACUUUACUGGCCGAGUUGUACUGCAAGGUACGAGCUUUACCCGUUCUACAAUGAAAGCGCCAUUGAAACACCACCACUACCACCACCACCACCACCACCACCACCGAGGGAGUCGUUGGUGUCUACUCCUCCGAUAUCAUCUUCUUCAUUACCUGGGAAAAGUGGGAACUCAACAGUGUUAGUGGUAGCCGUUGUUGUGCUGGCUGUUCUGCUUUUCAUAGCUUUAGUUGGUUAUUGUUUCCUUGCAAAAAAGAAAAAGAAGACUUUUGACACAGCAUCUGCAUCGGAGGUAGGAGAUGAUAUGGCAACCGCAGACUCACUACAGCUCGACUAUAGAACAAUCCAAACUGCAACAAAUGAUUUUGCAGAGAGUAAUAAGAUUGGUCGAGGUGGUUUUGGUGAGGUUUACAAGGGUACAUUUUCAAAUGGGAAAGAAGUUGCGGUGAAGAGAUUGUCGAAAAAUUCAAGACAAGGCGAAGCGGAGUUCAAGACCGAGGUUGUUGUAGUUGCCAAGCUUCAACACAGAAAUUUGGUUAGGCUUCUUGGAUUUUCAUUACAAGGAGAGGAAAGAAUUUUGGUCUACGAGUAUAUGCCUAACAAAAGCCUUGAUUGCUUACUAUUUGACCCUACAAAGCAAAUUCAGCUGGACUGGAUGCAGCGAUACAAUAUCAUUGGAGGAAUUGCUCGGGGGAUUCUAUAUCUUCAUCAAGAUUCACGGCUCACAAUCAUACACCGUGACCUUAAAGCAAGUAACAUUCUCCUAGAUGCGGAUAUAAAUCCGAAAAUUGCAGAUUUUGGAAUGGCUAGGAUCUUUGGAUUGGACCAAACCCAAGAUAACACAAGCAGAAUAGUUGGUACCUACGGUUACAUGGCUCCUGAAUAUGCGAUGCAUGGCCAAUUCUCAAUGAAAUCUGAUGUCUAUAGCUUCGGAGUGUUAGUUCUUGAGAUUAUAAGUGGUAGGAAGAAUAGCAGCUUCGGCGAGUCAGACGGUGCACAAGACUUGCUCACACAUGCUUGGAGGCUUUGGACUAACAAAAAAGCAUUAGACCUCGUGGAUCCACUUAUAGCAGAGAAUUGCCAGAAUAGUGAAGUGGUUCGAUGCAUCCAUAUCGGUCUUUUAUGUGUUCAAGAAGAUCCUGCAAAGCGUCCGGCAAUAUCAACCGUUUUCAUGAUGCUCACUAGUAAUACUGUGACCUUACCAGUGCCUCGGCAACCAGGGUUUUUCAUUCAAUGUAGAGCCGUAAAGGACCCGCUUGAUUCAGAUCAGUCUACCACGACCAAGUCUUUUCCAGCGUCUAUUGAUGAUGAAUCGAUCACAGAUUUAUAUCCGCGCUAAAUAUGACCUUAAACUUCAUGCUUGUAAUCAAGCUUACGCAAAUGUUUACAUAUUUGUAGAAUUGUGGAUGUGAUCAACCCUAAUAAUUUUUUAGUUUUGAUUUGGUUUGUUAAAACCAUAUGUAUUUUGUUUUGAUUUUUUAAUAAUGAAUAAUUAGUCUAGUCUCAACAUCACCACCGAUUGAAAAAAAUGAGAGAGGGAGAGAACACUUGGAAUGUUGGCAUUACAGUUUGGUUCAUUUUAAAAAUUUGGGCAAUCCAAAAGCUAUAACUUUGGAGUUCAUUUCAGCGUCUAAGAGCCAAGAGGAUAUAUACCUGCUUUGAAGUCACAAUGUAUGGUUAUGAUCUUGAAUCAUUCUAGAAUCGCUUUAGCAAUACCUCCAAUGAUCUUGUACCAUUUGAUUUGGAAACAGAGACUAAACAGAGUACAGUGGGAAGGUGAUUUACAUGAUUUGUAAUGUGGUGAAGUAAAUGAAAUGUGAACUAUCUAUCACGUCAAAAGUUUUUUUUUUUUUUUUCUUGUUGUAA